Messenger RNA from Exophiala spinifera, 375 nucleotides. RefSeq names its product ribonucleoprotein-associated protein. Gene Ontology annotation, biological process: mRNA splicing, via spliceosome; ribosome biogenesis; maturation of SSU-rRNA. The transcript has 3 exons. Gene Ontology annotation, molecular function: RNA binding. NCBI's taxonomy places the organism in Eukaryota, Fungi, Ascomycota, Eurotiomycetes, Chaetothyriales, Herpotrichiellaceae. Bases 1 to 375 code for a protein of 124 amino acids. The record is from RefSeq and is a predicted model, not a curated record. Gene Ontology annotation, cellular component: precatalytic spliceosome; nucleolus; small-subunit processome.
AUGUCUGAAAGCGCAGCAUGGCCGAUCGCCGAUGGGCAAUUGGCGCAACUUACCCUAGACCUGGUCCAGCAGGCUAGUCAUUAUCGCCAGCUAAAGAAAGGCGCCAACGAAGCCACCAAGACCCUCAACCGUGGAACUUCGGAGAUUCUCAUUCUCGCAGCCGAUACCUCGCCGCUCGCCAUUCUCCUUCAUCUGCCCCUACUCGCUGAGGACAAGAACGUCCCAUAUGUCUACGUACCGAGCAAAGUGGCCCUUGGGCGCGCUUGUGGUGUCAGCAGGGCCGUGAUCGCUGCGAGUAUCACAACGAACGAGAGCAGCGACCUUAUGCCUCAGAUCCGAGAGUUGAAGAACAAGGUGGAGAGACUGAUGAUCUAA